GAAAUGGCGGUUGGAGACGGAGGAGGAGCAAGGGCGGGAAAAGGCGCAGCCUCGAGUGCCAAGAGCGUGGGUGCAUGGUUGCUUCCCUGGCCUUCCUUCGCCUCUUCUCCAGGCCUUCGACCUGGGGAAAGCCCCGGUGAAGACGUGAUCCGUUCAACUGAACAAAGGAAAUGGCGGCCGCACCCGAGCCCUUUAAACUCCUAGGAAUUUUAGAUGUUGAAAACACUCCCUGUGCACGGGAUUCGGUAUUAUAUGGCUCAUUAGGAUCUGUUGUGGCUGGCCUUGGACAUUUUUUGUUAACUAGCAGAAUUAGAAGAUCAUGUGACGUUGGGGUAGGAGGAUUUAUCCUGGUGACUUUAGGAUGCUGGUUCCACUGUAGGUAUAAUUAUGCAAAGCUAAGAAUCCAGGAAAGACUUGCCAGAGAAGGAAUUAAAAACAAGAUUUUAUACGAAAGUACCCACCUUGAUCCUGCAAGAAAACAGACCAAUGGCGGCAGCAGCGGCAAUUGAGCAGUCUUGAGCAUAGAAAACCCAGAUACAAUUCACUUCAUUGUGAACAAAGCUGAGAUGAACUACAGAGAACGUUUUAUGUACCAUAAGACAGCUUUCAAUCAAGUAAAUAAAGUAUGUGUAAGCUGCAGUCUUUUUUACACGUGUCAGUAUUUACAAACUUAUUCUGGCUCUGUAUCUACUGUCCGUAUAGCAUGAUGGACUCACUUCAAAUAAUCUUUGUGUUUAACUUGCUUAGAAAAGUGUUUCCUUAUAGUAAGCAGUGAGUACACCUGUCUCAAGAAAUCUCAGUUGGAUGUUAAAACUUGCCUUAAAAACAAGUCACAACUGCAUUACUGUACCCUGUUAAAAAUGAAGGGAUACUUUUCUGAUCUCUAUCAGAGACUUUCAGACUUGAAACUAAUAGAUCAUCGCUUUCCAAUUAUUACUUUUAAAAUGUACCCAUUGCUUGACUGUAUUCUCCCAUUUUAACAGGUGAGUUAUCUCUCAGAAAGUAAAUGUGAUUUUUUCAGCUGCUCUAAAUAUUUCUUGGAAGUAUGCAGGGUUUUUAUUUUUAAGUAGAAUUUAAACUUGCACAUGGCAUGCAUAAAAAUAUCUUCUGAAACUUGUGUGGUGCAAAGGAAGAAGAACUGCAAAAUUACACACGUUGUUCCAUUAUGUAAAGACAUUUAUAAAUAAUAAAUUGACUGCCAUUAAAAAAAAAAAAGCACCCAACUAAGCCCAGAGCAUUCACUCAUUCAUUCAUCCAUUUUUGGUUUUAGUAAAUAUCAAUACUUAAAACACAAGCUUAGAGGCCUUCCUGGUUAAGGAAUGAACACUGGUGGAUAGAAUUACGGCAUUAUUCCUGGGCCUACUGAUCAUCAUGGUUAACUAAAUAGAGGAA
Molecule: messenger RNA, 1392 nt
Organism: Capra hircus (goat)
Lineage: Eukaryota; Metazoa; Chordata; Mammalia; Artiodactyla; Bovidae
Product: cytochrome c oxidase protein 20 homolog
Exons: 4
Coding region: 171-509 (112 amino acids)
Biological process (GO): mitochondrial respiratory chain complex IV assembly
Cellular component (GO): mitochondrion; mitochondrial inner membrane
Source: RefSeq, a predicted model, not a curated record